Messenger RNA from Xyrauchen texanus (razorback sucker), 2334 nucleotides. It is a transcript of the gene tmem169b, whose product is annotated as transmembrane protein 169b. NCBI's taxonomy places the organism in Eukaryota, Metazoa, Chordata, Actinopteri, Cypriniformes, Catostomidae. The record is from RefSeq and is a predicted model, not a curated record. The transcript has 3 exons. Bases 765 to 1646 code for a protein of 293 amino acids.
GCCAUCAAGGUUGACUAUCAAAACAGUAAAAGGUUAUUUGAAAUGAUCGGCUUAGAUCAAAAACUGAUUAAUAUUCAUGAGUUUCACAAUUUCGUGACGCCCAUGGCUAUCACAUAUCAGUGAUUCUCUGUCAUCACAUUUAAUAAACCGAACGCCAGCGUGAUCAAAAAGUGUUUAAUUAUUUCCAAUAAUUUCCAAAAAGUAAAAUAAAAUAAAAAAAAUAUGUAUGUAAAUAAAAGCGGGUUACAAACAAAUUGAUUUUUUUUAAAUAUAAAAUAAAAAAUAAUUACAAGUCAAAAUAAAAACGGUUUAUGCGUAUAUAUAUAUUUUACUAAACAAUUGUUUCUGGACAGUAGUGGUCACUGAUUGUUCUACUUGUUGACAAUCCUUUGGAGUGGGAGGGGCUUUGAUAUAUCCAGCUCUGAUUGGAGGGGACAGAAGUCCUAGAUUCAGUGGGCGGGGCAUGCGUUCAUUGUGGCCCACCAGGGCGUCUACAUGGCGGCUGUGGUUGAGACUUUAAAUACAACUAAAGAUUUUAUCACAAGAGGUGACACACGACCGUUCUUUCACGCGCGUGCAUCUGAUAGGCUGUGGAAAAGAUCUGCAAAAAGAUUCUUCAACAUUUCUUCUCAGAAUGGCACCUGAGUAUUAUUUCUCUCUCUCACACACAGGGAUAACAUGUUUGGAGCAAAUAGCUUUCUCUUGUCUCUUGAGUUGUAGCUCUUCUUGAAGCUUGUGAGAUAUUGACGGUCAUCAACUGGAGGAUGGAGCAGGUGGAGCAGAUCAGACCCGAAAGCCCCCAGCUAGAGUCUAUAAGAUCAGAUGUGCACGAGGGUCAGUUCGAUGAGGGAAGUUCCGGCACGAGCACUCGACGGAAGAGAAGAAAGAGAGAAGCCCGGCCAGAGUCCAUUAUUGUGUACCGCUCUGAUACAGAGAGAGCAGCUGGAGAAGAACUUGGAGGAGAUAUUGAGGGUUCAGAGAGGACCACUGAAGAAGGGGCUACUUUUCUGAACAACACUUCUGGUGAAGGUUGGAGUCUACCACCAGACAGCCGCUAUGUGACACUAACAGGAACCAUCACACGUGGCAGGAAGAAAGGUCAGAUGGUGGACAUUCACGUCACCCUUACAGAGAAAGAGCUGCGCGAGAUGGAAAGAUCCAAAGAGCGUCUGGGCUCUGAACGUGAAGACGGAGGGGGAUCGAGCCAUUCGUGUGCUUUCGGGAUUUCUCGAGGGCCACACGUUGUCCUGUGGAGUCUCUUUUGUGCUCCCGUAGUCUUCAUUUUGUCCUUCAUCACUUCGUUCUACUAUGGAACUCUCACGUGGUAUAACAUUUUCCUGGUUUACAACGAAGAACGGACGUUUUGCCAUAAAGUCACAAUUUGCCCCUUUCUCAUCAUCUUGUACCCUGUGCUCAUCGUAGCUCUGUCGCUGUCGUUGGGACUGUAUUCGGCCAUUGCGCAGGUGUCUUGGGCGUUCGGUGAAUGGUGGCUAUCCGUCAGGGACCUGGAGAAGGGCUUUUGUGGAUGGGCUUGUGGGAAACUCGGAUUGGAAGACUGCUCGCCUUACAGCGUGGUAGAGCUGCUGGACUCGGACACGAUCUCUGGGAGUUUGCAGGGAAAGAGUUUACAAACUUCCUCAGUGUAAGUUUUUGAGGCUUUUUACAGACCUCAAAACGAUAUUAAAUAUCAUAUUAGUCCAAAAUCAAAAGCUUAUAUCUGUGUCCUAACCAGGCGGACCAAGUUUCCAGGCUUGACGACAAAAUUGCUGCCUAUCAGAACAUAUUUGAUCUUUAAUAUACAGCUAUCUGGAGUGGCAUUGGGACCAGUGAGAUUUCACAGAGGGCAAAAAGCCAUUUUGGUUCCAGAAGUAUUUUUCCCAUUCAUUUAUUCCAUAGGAGUGUAACACCACAUUUGGUUUGGACUCUGUGUAUGACAAAGACUAAACUAUUGUUUGCUUAUUUUGUCUCUUUCUUGCCAACAAAGUCCUUUUUUUUUGCUUAUCUUUAUUAUCUUUACCUAUUUUUAUUAUCUUUAUUUGUCACAAUGUGUUCCUUUCAUGGUGUGUUUCUUAUUAUACAUUCAUCUUUUUAACAUGUUUACAAUAUUUAUUGUAUUAUAUUUAUUUUAUUAACAGUUUGCAUGUGUGUGAUUUUUAGUAAGGAGAUAAGAAAUAAUUUAUCUAAAUCAAAGGGGUUAAAGAAAGAGCAGAUAUACUGUAAAUGCUUUAAUAACCUUCUCGUAAUUUAAGCCAUAUAUAUAUUGAUAUAUGCAAAUAAACCGUGAAACUUUGUCCGAAAUGAUAUAUAAUCUCAGAGUUGUGUAUGAGGGGUGUG